Adineta steineri is the source of this 2061-nucleotide messenger RNA. The record is from the annotation of a GenBank genome assembly. Lineage: Eukaryota; Metazoa; Rotifera; Eurotatoria; Adinetida; Adinetidae.
AUGAAUCAGGAAAAAGACGAAAUAGUUACAAUGGACGACGAGAAUAAAGAUGUCGGUGUUACCAGUGAAACAACAACGAACAGUGGUUCAAACAAACAUCCAGCAGAAACAGAUGAUGAUGAAGAAGAUGAACCAGUUUAUAUUGAAUCAAGUCCAUGUUCUCGAUGGCAAAAACGACGUGAAACAGUUGCUCAACGUGAUAUACAUGGUAUUGAUGCAUCUUAUUUAGCAAUGGAUACAGAAGAAGGUGUCGAAGUUGUUUGGAAUGAAGUUUUAUUUUCUGAAAGAAAAAUUAGUGAUGUUCAACAUAAUAAAAUUAGUGAAGUUUUUGAUAAAUUAAUUGAAUUAAAUCAUAUGAAUAUUGUUAAAUUUCAUGGAUAUUGGCAAGAUCGUACAAUCAAUGAUGAUCGCCAACGAGUUGUUUUUAUAACAGAAUACAUGUCAAGUGGCUCAUUGAAACAUUUUUUACGUAAAACAAAAAAAGCUAAACAAAGUUUAUCAAAAAAUUCUUGGAGACGUUGGUGUACACAAUUAUUAUCAGCACUUAAUUAUUUACAUUCUUGUGAAGAACCAAUUAUUCAUGGUAAUCUAACAUGUGAUACGAUAUUUAUUCAAAAUACUGGUCUUUUAAAGAUUGGAUCAAUUCAUUUUCCACAGUUGAAAGCAUUUGCUGAUGUGGGCAUCGUUGCUCCGGAUGUGUUACAUCGCCAUGUGAAACGUAUUACAGAUUCAGCAGCAAAAAAUUUACAUUUUCAAGCACCGGAAAUUAAUACAGAAUUAAAUCAUAUUACAGCAGCCGUAGAUAUUUAUUCACUUGGAAUGGUUACACUUGAGAUGAUAAAUCUUGAUCUUGGUGGAAAUGGUGAUAUACAUUCAGUGACAGAUGAUGUUGUGAACGAAGCUAUUCAAACACUUGAUAAUCCCAUUCAAAAGGAUCUUAUAUUAAAAUGUCUUGAACCCGAUCCAAUAAAACGACCAACAGCACGUCAAUUACUUUUUCAUCCAGCAUUAUUUGAAAUUCCUUCAUUAAAACUUCUCGCGAUUCAUUCAUUAGCUGAUGAUAUUCGUUUAAAACCAGAUCGUUCAUUUGUUUCUCCAAUUGUUACUCCAAUAUCAAAUGAACAAGUCUUUGCUGAGCUAGAAUCAAAUCGAGAUGGUGUUAAACCAGUUAUUUAUACUUACAAAGACUGCCCAUCCUUGGAUCUAGAUAAAUUACUUGAAGAUGUUCAAAGUGGUUUAUAUCCAAUAACAGCCUAUCAUCUUUUAUUUCCUACACAAAGUUCAGUAACAGUACCAACACGAACAAAUAUAUCGGAUAAAAUUUUAACAUCAUCAACAUCAUCAUUAUCAUCACUAAUAUCAACAACAACAGAAAAUGAUUUACAAACUCCUGUACAAACAAUAACAGAUUCAUCCAUAUUUCUUGCAAAUCAUAUUAAUGAUACAAAUUCAUUGAUAUCAAAUCAAGAAAGAACAACUUCAUUUAUUAAUGAUAUUGAACAUAAUCGUCGAGAAUCUAUAUCAGUAUCAACAGGAAAUACUAAUAAUACUAACAAUAAUACGAAUAAUAGUCAUCAUCAUCAUCAUCAUCAUCAUCCACUAAUAAUACCAGAUGAAAAAGAAAAUCGACGUAUUAUCGAUAUACAAUGUAAAAUCAAAACAAAAGAAACUGGUUUAUGCUUAUUAGUUAUUAGUGUAAAAUUUCAAGAUCGACUACAACGUGAUAUGACUGCAGAAAUAGAACAAGAUGAAACACCUAAUGGUAUUGCGAAAGAAUUAUUAGAUCUUGGUCUAAUUCAUGAGAAUGAUUAUAUACGAGUUGAACAAUCUAUUGAUAAAGCAUUUCAUACAACAAUAACAUCACCAGAUGUAAUAAAUGGAACAUCAACAUCAUUACUUGAUGUAAAAAAAACAGCUGUAGUAGCUGCGACAGCAGCAUUGAUAACAGCACAAGCAUUACAAAAUCAAAUGAAUACAACGCCAACAAAUGGAACAAUCAUCAAUGGAAAUAAUACAACAACAAAUACGCCAUCACAAUCAGUAAUGUUUUUACCGCCUUAA